CGCCGUGGCCCGCCGUGGCCCGCCGUGCGUGCAAGCGCUGAGGGCGGGAAAGCUGAGGUGGGGCAGUUGUGAAGGCGGAGGACGUGGUGGCGUCAGAACGAUGGAAAUCUCGGAAAGAGGGGAAAGCGGUACCUCUCUACACUCGGAUAAGAGUGAGCCCUGCUCAAGAGGCCUCUUAGUGACCUCCGAUAUUCGAAGGCCAAAACCGGCCUUCAGUACCGGGCCUCCUAGCGCGGCGUGGAGGCCCAACGAAUGCCUCGUUUCCAGCACGCAGUGUUGCUCACAGACAGCUUGAAGCAGACAUCCCAACUCUGUGAACUUCAGCUUGGGCAUAAAUUUCAGGUUGGCUUCCUAACAUUAAAGAGAAAAUGCUGCUAUCAGUGACUUCAAGGCCUGGGAUUUCGACUUUUGGCUAUAACAAGAACAACAAGAAGCCAUAUGUGUCAUUGUCUCAGCCAAUGGCACCACCUAGUCCAAGCAACAGUACCCCUAACAGCAGCAGUGGGAGCACUGUAAAUGACCAGCUGAGUAAAACCAACCUCUACAUCCGGGGAUUGCAGCCAAGCACUACCGACCAGGACCUAGUCAAGUUGUGUCAGUCAUAUGGCAAGAUUGUCUCCACUAAGGCCAUACUGGACAAGACCACAAACAAAUGCAAAGGCUAUGGCUUUGUGGACUUUGACAGUCCUUCAGCAGCACAGAAAGCUGUAACAGCACUGAAAGCCAGUGGUGUGCAAGCACAGAUGGCAAAGCAACAGGAGCAGGACCCCACAAAUUUAUACAUCUCAAACCUCCCACUGUCAAUGGAUGAGCAAGAACUGGAGGGAAUGCUGAAGCCCUUUGGCCAGGUCAUUUCCACUAGAAUCCUUCGAGACACCAGUGGGACCAGCAGAGGGGUUGGCUUUGCAAGGAUGGAGUCCACAGAGAAGUGUGAAGCCAUCAUCACCCACUUUAAUGGAAAAUAUAUUAAGACACCCCCUGGAGUACCAGCCCCAUCUGAUCCCUUGCUUUGCAAGUUUGCUGAUGGGGGUCCAAAGAAACGACAGAACCAAGGAAAAUUUGUGCAAAAUGGACGGGCCUGGCCAAGGAAUGGAGACAUGGGUGGUAUGGCCUUGACCUAUGACCCCACCACAGCUCUUCAGAAUGGGUUUUACCCAGCUCCUUAUAACAUCACCCCCAACAGGAUGCUUGCUCAGUCUGCACUGUCCCCGUAUCUUCCAUCUCCUGUGUCUUCAUAUCAGAGAGUAACUCAGACAUCUCCUCUACAAGUACCUAACCUGUCUUGGAUGCACCACCAGUCAUACCUCAUGCAGCCUUCAGGUUCAGUUCUGACGCCAGGAAUGGAUCAUCCUAUUUCUCUCCAGCCUGCCUCCAUGAUGGGACCUCUUACCCAGCAACUGGGCCACCUCUCACUCAGCAGCACGGGCACAUAUAUGCCAACAGCUGCAGCUAUGCAAGGAGCGUACAUCUCCCAGUACACCCCUGUGCCUUCUUCCAGUGUUUCAGUUGAGGACAGCGGCAGCCAGCAAAAUCAAGUGACGGUGGAUGCUCCCUCAGACCAUGGGGUCUAUUCUUUCCAGUUCAACAAGUAACAGUGGAUUUCCCUCCCCAUCUUUGUUGAGUAUAAAUGAAUUCUUGGAGAUGCUGAUGCUCCAGACUCCAGAGGGCUGACCAGGAAUACAGCCCCUCUGUGGGCCCAGCUGAGGACUAACACUUGGUCAUCGGUUUUCACAGGCCUGGGCCUGGAAAAAGAAGUCUCUGCACUCCUGCCCUGUGCUCUUCCUCCACUCCUGGUGGAGCCUGGAGGAACUGUCACUUUGUGUGUGUGCUACAGUCAAGGAGACCAAAAAGACUUCUUUUCUUUUGUGAAGAAAGUUUUAUGUUUUGUUUUAAACUGCAAUAUACUCUUUCCCUACCCCAAAGAGACA
Messenger RNA from Eubalaena glacialis (North Atlantic right whale), 1928 nucleotides. It is a transcript of the gene RBMS2, whose product is annotated as RNA binding motif single stranded interacting protein 2. The coding region runs from base 369 to 1592 and encodes 407 amino acids. Gene Ontology annotation, molecular function: poly(A) binding; mRNA 3'-UTR binding; poly(U) RNA binding. The transcript has 16 exons. NCBI's taxonomy places the organism in Eukaryota, Metazoa, Chordata, Mammalia, Artiodactyla, Balaenidae. Gene Ontology annotation, cellular component: cytosol; ribonucleoprotein complex; nucleus. The record is from RefSeq and is a predicted model, not a curated record.